Messenger RNA from Glarea lozoyensis ATCC 20868, 2847 nucleotides. Its product is annotated as WD40 repeat-like protein. Lineage: Eukaryota; Fungi; Ascomycota; Leotiomycetes; Helotiales; Helotiaceae. Bases 1 to 2847 code for a protein of 948 amino acids. The record is from RefSeq and is a predicted model, not a curated record. Gene Ontology annotation, molecular function: protein binding. The transcript has 2 exons.
AUGGCGGGAUAUGAACAAUCGCCCCAAGAUGAGGGUUAUAGCGAAGACCCGCUGACGAUGGAGGUCGCUUUGAAUUCCACACCAUCAUGGCCCCCUGGAAUGACGACCAAAGACCGCACAGAAUAUGUUAUGCGACUCAUCAAUCAACUUCCGACGUCCGCAGUUUGCGAGAUCGUCGAACGACUAAGCCCCCGACUAUAUAUAAACUUCUUCCAGUACCUUCCUCCAGAAGUCUGUCUCAAGAUUCUCGGUUUCCUAGAUCCGAUAUCCUUGAUACAUACAGCUAGAGCCUCUCGCGAAUGGAUGCUGCUCGCAUUAGACAGAAAGUUAUGGGAACAGCUGUACUUGUUGGAAGGCUUCCGAGUAAUCCGAUCAGAGGUAGUGAACUUUGAGGCUGCGAUCAACGCCGAUGAUAGAGCAAGACCCAUGAUCGCAGAUGAUGAACACGCGCGCAAGAGGCGGGCAACACCACAGAGAAUAUUACCAACGUUGAGUGCUGACGAUGAUUAUGAGAUGGUGGAUGCUGAUCCGCAUAUGCCCACAACAUCAUCGAUUUUUGGGCCGCUUACAUCUGAGCCAAAAGAUUCUCGGCCGCUGAUAGGAAGAUCUCAUUCUGAUACUCAAGUCGGAGGAACGUCCUCGGACUCUCUCGUUCAAGCUGCCAACAGCCGAUCAGCGGACAACAGUCUACCUAGUCGUACGCAGCGGUUAUCCAUCAGUUCGGGUUCUGGGAAGAACUCCUAUUCUCGCUAUUCUGGUCCCGUGUCGAAUAUGUCUUCGCUGGUCGUCAUGGAUAGAGGCGAUGGGAAGAAGAAGCUUAACUGGCAAUACUUGUAUUCCCAGAGGAGAAGAUUGGAAGCAAACUGGGAGGCGGAGAAGUAUACGAACUUUCAACUACCUCAUCCCGACUUCCCCCAGGAGGCACACGAAGAGUGCAUAUACACCAUACAGCAUUGUGGAAAAUAUCUCGUGAGUGGAAGUAGGGAUAGGACUCUUCGCAUAUGGAAUCUGAAUACCCAACGAUUGGUCAGGGCUCCAUUAAGAGCACAUAAUGGAUCCGUCCUUUGUCUACAAUUCGACGCAGAUCCUGACGAGGAUUUGAUAGUCUCUGGAAGCAGUGACGCGACAGUUGUGCUAUGGAGAUUUUCAACGGGUACGGUUCUACAACGUUUAAAAAAGGCCCAUCGUGAAUCAGUACUCAACGUCAGAUUUGACAAGCGUGUUUUGAUCACCUGCUCCAAGGACAAGACUAUCAAGAUUUUCAAUCGCAGGGCGAUCUAUCACGGGGAUCCGGACAUUCGCUCCACUGAUGCUGUUCAUCCUGUCCCUACAUUUCUUAACAACUAUGGAUUCAACCCUUCACCUGCCGAUGGCAAAAUUUGGAAAGCACCCUAUACCAUGAUUGGGUGCCUGGAAGGACAUCAAGCAGCCGUAAAUGCUGUUCAAAUUCAUGGUGAUGAGGUGGUUUCCGCUUCUGGAGAUCGAACUGUCAAGGUUUGGAAUUGGCGGGAACAAACAUGCACCCGUACCCUGGUUGGUCAUACUAAAGGAAUUGCUUGUGUUCAGUAUGAUGGUCGCCGGAUCGUCAGUGGUAGUAGUGACAAUGAGGUGAAGGUAUUCGACAAGGAGACGUCACUCGAGGUUGCAAGUCUUAGAGCUCAUACCAACCUUGUCCGUACAGUUCAAGCAGGAUUCGGUGAUUUACCGUACAGUUCUGAAGAGGACCAGGAGACUGCCAAGAAGAUUGACGCUGAGUAUUUCAAAGCUGUAGACUCUGGAGCUAUAACCCAGGAGAUGUACCACCAAAGAGGCCGUCCGAAAAAUGCAGGGUCGAGGAAACCAGAGGAUAUAACUGCUUACGGGGCUACGCUACCACCAGGUGGAGGUGGAGGGCGAUUUGGUAGAAUUGUUUCUGGAUCGUAUGAUGAAACCAUCAUCAUUUGGAGACGGGACAAGGAAGGAGUUUGGCGAGCACAGCAUACCCUUCGGCAAGAAGACGCAGCUACAGUAGCCGCAAGAGCAGCUCACAUCAGAGCGAGGGCUUAUGCAAACGCUCUGCCACCUCCAAAUACUCCGACUCCUCAACCGGCAGUUCCACCUGCGGCAGCUAUCACGACUACCACUGUUGAUACUGCAGUGACAGCAAUCCCUCCACCCGCUUUUGGACUACAGCCAGCUUCGUUCUAUAUACAACUGAUCAACAUGGUUGUCCCUCAAGGACCACCUCAUUUACGUAAUGCGCUUCAAAUGCAUCCUCAAAUGCUCACAUAUCCGCAUUUGGGGAUCGCAAUUCAAGCUCUUCCGCCAGCAGCCCAACCAGCCAUGUCAACUAUUGUAUCUCAAGCAAUCCACUCACAACAGGGCGGCCCUCCACUAGCAGGAACUCCACAGCCUAUUAUACCGCUUCCGCAACAAGCACAGAUUCUUCCACCGCCGACACCAUUUGUUUCCCAGCCUCCACCACAGACACCAAUCCAAGCUCAAACUCAACCCCAACCACAGACUCCAGUACAAUCUCAAACCCAGCCACAGCCACAAACUCCUACCUCCUCGCCUAUCGUCGCAUCAAACUUAGCUACGGCUCCAAACACAAACUCACCUACCGCUCAAAAUCCAAGUCCAACAACAACGACAGCCCCGGCUGCAAACCCGGGCUCGGGCCCAGGUCCAGGUCCCUCUCCAGCACACCCAGCUAUCACAGCAAAUAUGGCACGCGUGUUCAAACUCCAAUUCGACGCAAGGAGAAUCAUCUGUUGCUCCCAAACUAGCGUUAUCGUAGGGUGGGAUUUUGCGAAUGGCGACGAGCAGAUUAUAGAGGCUAGUCGAUUCUUUGCUCCUAUCGAGUAA